Messenger RNA from Microplitis mediator, 6062 nucleotides. RefSeq names its product nephrin-like (gene sns). Gene Ontology annotation, cellular component: cell-cell junction. The transcript has 18 exons. Gene Ontology annotation, molecular function: cell adhesion molecule binding. The record is from RefSeq and is a predicted model, not a curated record. Bases 1609 to 5652 code for a protein of 1347 amino acids. NCBI's taxonomy places the organism in Eukaryota, Metazoa, Arthropoda, Insecta, Hymenoptera, Braconidae. Gene Ontology annotation, biological process: cell-cell adhesion.
UCGAACGAGGUCGUGAGUGGAUACUCGUAUUAUUAUUAUUAUUAUUAUUAUAUGUAUAUAUAUUUUACAUAUAUAUAAUAAUAUUAUAAAAAAAAAGUAUUUUUUUAUUUAAUAUUUAUAAAUACGCGAGUGAUAAAAAUAAUGUUUCGUGUUUACUUAAAAUAUUUAUCUAUUAUUUUUUUUAUUUUUAAUCCCUCCGAUUUUAGUUAAACGUAACUAGUAUUAAUAAAUAAUUAAUUCUUAUUUAAAAAAAAAGUGAUAACAAUAAAAAUAAAUACUUUAUUUUAAAUAUUUCCCGCGCUUUAUGCCUAACACUAACACUGACUUGUUUAAAUUAAUUACAUAUAUAAAAUUGAAGUGGUAAAUUAAAAGUUUUACAUAAACAUAAACAUGAUUAGAUGACGGAGAAUUUAUUUAAAAUCCAUACUAUUAGUGGUAUCAAUAAUUAUUUUAAAAUUUGACAAUUUAAAUAAUAAAAUAACAUACAAGUGAAUUUAAUGGCUGAUUAAAAAUCUACUUAAUCUCCUUUAUUUCUUAAAAAGUUAUUUUCAAAUACGAUUUGAAAUUAAAUUUGUUACAAGUUUGUUAUUGGAGGAUCAAUUGGUUUUAACAUUUUUAUUAAAAAGGAUAAAGUUUGUGUUGCAGGACAAAAGAGGUCACUGCCGUGACAGUGCAGUUGUUUAUUUUAAACGUACGCUUUUAUUCGCUCUUCCGGGUUAUGAACUCGGGUAAAAAAAAAAUAUAAAAAGUUUUAAAUAAAAUUAAAAUUAAAUCAAAAUACGUUGAGUGUAAAGAUCAAGUUUAGUUUUUAUAAAGUACAUAGUGACGUACAAUAUAGGACGUAGUGUAAAAAAGUUCAAAUUUGAAGCUUAAGCACGCAAAGAUACAAUUGUUGGAUUAAUUAUAAUUAUUUUGUUUCCUCUCCGGUACUAACGAGUUACAGGUGUUGAUAAUUUUGUUUUAUGUACGUCGAGUGUUUUGUUUCUAUGAAUUUAUUUUAAGUGAUAACUAUGACUAGAUUUUAUUUUUCGAUGGAAAAAUGUCUAACGCCCACUUUAUUACGUCAUGAUUAUUGUAAUUGAUAUUUUUGUUUUAAAAUUAUAAUAAUAAAAAGUGAUAUUAUUUUUAAUAAUGCUACGUGAUAAUUUUGAUUAUACGGAUUUUUUAAAAAUUGUUAUUACUUCUAAAUUGAGUGAUGAUUAAGUGAAAAUUUUAUUUAAAAUUUUAAAAAGUAAAGAUAAAUUUGUGAAUAAAUGUUUAGAUGUGAAAUGUCAACACGGAUUUUUAAAAAUUUGAUAUCUAUAAAAAAAAAAAAAAACAUGUGUAUUGAAAGUCGUGACUAAUGACAUUAUUGUACUAUUGAAUUUCUAGUCCGUAUGAAAUUUUUUUUGAUUAUUGAGUUGCAUUGGAUAUGAGACCAAGUUUUUCAAUAAAAAUAAAACAGAAGAGAAAAAGUUUCGAAUUAGUUAUUUUAUUUUUGAGUGUUUCUUUUCAUUAAUUAAAACUCGUGCGGAUUUUUGUGAUAAAGUUUUAAGUGGUUUAUUUAAUUUAAUCGUCAAAUGUCCUAAAAAAACUCGGGAAUAGAUUUAACAACGUUAAAUUGCAAUAAUGGAAGGCGUUAGAUCAAUUACUGGUGAUAAAUCCCGGGACUCUGUCCACAUGAUGCUGAUGAUUAUCCUCGUGGGAUUUUUUAUAUCACCGAUUGUUAAAGGUGACACAAAUCAGCAGUAUUUCAAAGUAAGACCUGUAAAUAGUUCUGUGCAAGAAGGAGGAAAAGUAAUGAUACCAUGUGUCGUUGGAAAACGAAUGGGAAUAGUACAGUGGGCUAAAGAUGGUUUUGCUUUCGUCAUCCAACCCGGUGGUAGUAUUGUUGGUUACCCGAGACUUAAAUUGGAGGGUGAUCAAAAUUCAGGUGUUUAUAAUUUAACGAUACGUGAUGCCUCAUUGACGGAUGAUGGAGAGUAUCAGUGUCAAGUUGGUCCUUAUGGAAAAAUAAAAGCAAUUCGUGCUAAUGCUAACCUCGUUGUCAUAUCACCACCACAAAAGGUUGAAAUCAGCAACUACCCGAACCAGAACAAAAUUGAGCUGAAUGUAGGCGAGUCAAGGAGUCUGGAAUGCACAGUCAGCUACGCGAAGCCAGCUGCCACAAUUGUGUGGUAUCGCGGAAAUCAUGCGAUCACAGGAGGCGAUACUAACGUCACGCCAAUCUCGAUUGAAGACGAUAAAGAUGCACCAAAACCCGGUGAACCGAAGAAAAAACUUCAAAAAUAUGAUACACGUAGUUCGAUAACUAUUGUGCCAACUGUCGAAGAUGAUGGUACGGAUUAUGCUUGUGAAGCAAGGCAUCCGGCUAUUCCUAUUGACAGGCCAAUGAGAGCUGUUGUUAAGCUUUCUGUUUUAUAUCCACCUGGUCCACCGUACAUUGAAGGAUAUACUGAGGGUGAAACAGUUCAACGGGGACAACGAGUUGAGCUAGUGUGUAAAUCACGUGGCGGUAAUCCGCCAGCUCAGGUGGUAUGGUUCAGAAAUGACGAAGUAAAAAGCAACUUUUACCGUACUGACGAUAGAAUAUCCCAGAAUGUACUGACAUUCGAGGCGCAAUCUGAGGAUGACAAAGCACGAUAUCGCUGUGAAGUAUCUAAUGUCAUGAGUGUAACACCUCUCAAAGUUCACGUUGAUCUCAGUGUUCUCUUUCGUCCAGCUUCAGUAAUAAUAACGGGUCCAACUGAAGCUAAAGCAGAGGAAACAGUCACAAUUAUUUGUACAACAGAAAAUUCAAAUCCCCCAGCGGAAAUAAAAUGGACUGUUGGAGGUAGUGAGUUUAAUACAAAUAACUCACGAACUUUUUUAGCGCCCCAAGGUGGUUAUAUUACAACAUCAAAUAUAACAUUUAAUAUUAACCGUGAUGCUAAAAGCGUCGUUGUUAUUUGCCAUGCGACUAAUAAAAAACUUGCUGAUCAUACUAUGAAAGCACAUACCAUUAAUGUUAUAUAUCCGCCAGCAAGUUUAAUAAUUUCUGGUUACGAAGAAAAUACGGCUAUUGAUGCUGGUACUAUAUUAAAGUUACUUUGCGUUGCAACUGCUGGUAAUCCUCUUGCCAAUGUUACUUGGUAUAAAAAUGAUAAAGAGAUAAAAGGAACAGUUUACACAAGAGAUCAUGCAGUAUCAAAUGAAUUAGAAAUUCUUAUAAACGCGUCGGAUAAUAAUGCGCACAUAAGAUGUGAUGCCGUUAACUCGGCUACAACUAUUCCAAUGAGUAAAAAAUUUAUUUUAAAAGUUCACUUCCCACCGGCGCAAGUAAAAAUAACACGAGUACCCGAGGAAUUUAGUGCCGGUGCAGUAGGUAAAUUAAUAUGCGAAUCAAGCGCGAGUAAUCCACCCGCAGAAAUGUCAUGGUGGAAAUCAGGAAUAGCUGUUGAGGGAACUAAAAAUACAACACGCGUGGGACUUCACGGUGGAUUUGUAUCAACUGUCGAGCUUCAGCUACAAUUGACUGAGGAUAUGAAUGAAGAAGUAUACACUUGUCAAGCUCGUAAUGCUGAAAUGGAACGAACAACACAUGACGCAACUGCACUUAAUGUUUUAUUUAAACCAAUAUUUACAUCAAUGGAUCCAAACGAAUUAGUGGGAAUGGAAGGUGAGCCUUACGUAAUAUCUGUAACAGCAAAAGGUAAUCCAAGUACACUUAAUUUCACGUGGAUACGUGAUGGUUUGCCAUUGAGUCGUGACAGCUCACGAAUAAAAGCACGUGACUCGACAUUAAACAUCACACGUUUACACCGUAAUGACGCGGGUACUUAUAUAUGUCAAGCAACAAAUAAACAAGGAUCAUCAUUUUAUCAAUUAAAUUUAACUAUUCAAUACGCGGCUGAAAUCAAACGGACAUCCGAAUCCGGAGUAGUGUAUACGCCAGAUACGGAGGCUAAAUUAUUUUGCGAAUUGGAUGGCAGUCCCAUUGGUGAUGAAUAUGUAACGUGGUACAAAGUUGGCUCGAGUUCGGAACUAUCUAGUCGUUAUUCGACCUCCUUUGCAAACAAAACAUCCUUCCUGCAUAUCAGCAAUCCAAGUGAAGAAGACGUUGGAGAAUAUCGUUGCAAUGUUAACAAUGGAAUUGGAAAUGUCACAUCUAAACCUAUUCUAUUCAUCACUAAUUUUGAACCACAAAUUACUAAUACACAUUUAACAAGAAAAGCUGCUGCUAAUGUUGGGUCAGACGUUAAAUUAUACUGCCGAGCACGUGGAUCACCUUUACCUAAGUUUAUCUGGACAUUUGGUGAUAAAACGUUAUCUCCAAAUGUUACUACAGAUAAAUAUAAAAUUACACGUAAAGAGUUAUCAAAACUUGAAGCUCAAUCAACACUAUCCAUAGUACGUGUAACCCAACGUGAUUAUGGAAAAUACAAUUGUCGUGCAUUUAAUUCAAUGGGUCAAAUAACAGACGUCGUACAUCUCGAUGUAACUUCGCCGCCUGACAAACCGACAGACCUUCAAGUGUCAAAUGUAACUCACGACAGUGUGACAUUAAUAUGGAAAAAAGGUUUCGAUGGUGGUCUACCGACUUCCUAUCGCAUUCGCUGGCGACAAGCACUUGAUUAUCAAGACAAUUAUUAUUACCUUGACAUACCACCAGGACAAUACACCGCAACUAUCGGCGGACUAACUUUGGGAACUUACUACGUCUUUAGUAUAAUGGCGCGAAAUAUUAAAGGCGAGAGUCCAUUCUUGCCUGAUCUUGUUAAAGUUCAAACUCUCCGACUCGAUAAAAGCCAUAGCCAGCAGGAUUUAUUGGAGAAAAGUGAUUUUCCGAUGAAUUAUAUCUAUACAGUUGCCGCAACCUCCAUCAUCUUUUUUAUUAUUAAUCUAUUCAUCAUGUUAUGGUACAUUGUACGAAAGAGAAAUAAGGCCCAUAUCAACAAAUCCCAAACAGCGGACAUGUAUGCACCUUCAACCGUGAAUGGGGACACGAUGACAGGGGAAUUGAGUUCAGUCUCGGACGAGAAGAGCGACGUUAAUUUCGACGCUAAUGAUUACGUGGAUGAGGGGAGAAAAACUGCAGCUAGUACAUAUUUAAUAGAUCAAAGUAUACAAGAUUUUAAUAAGGGCGGUUUGGAGAUGCAAGUACACCAUCAAGGUACCCUCGGUAGACGAAUCAAUCAUAUGCCAAGUGUGAUGCCAUUAGAUUCACCACCACAACGAACUACUGCCAGUGGGACACUCUCUGUUUCGAAAUCGAGUUACAUCGGGAAUCCCAGUCCAGCCCCACCCAGCGACGUAAAUUUCUACAGUGUGGAGAUGGACAGUGGCCGUUAUAUGGGUUAUGAAACGAACCCUAGCCCGGUCCCGGUAUUGAACGAACCCGGACCAGGCGCUUAUUAUCCGUCCCUUGGCAGCGGGCAUCACCACGUUGGUGCGUUACACACAGCAACGAAUACUGGGACACUGACGAGGAAUCGUACACUUCCACGUCCUGUACCCCCGCCCGACGUCACUGUAAUGACUGCAGGAACAAAAUCACCCCAACCCCCAUCAGUGCCGCCUCCGCCAAUUACAUUUGCACGUGCGGGCCCCAUCCCCGUACAUUCCCACGGACAUCCGUUGUCAACUUUCACCUCGACACCCAAUUACUCCGACAUUGAUGGACAUCUUGUCUGAGAUUCAUCCGUCGUCUCGGACGUCCGCAUCGGUUAUUAUCAUCAUCAUCACCAUCAUCAUCUUGCACCCUCACCGACGCCGAACUCCGAGACGCGAACACACUCUGAACGGGUAACACGACUCUAAUUUUUAUUUAAUGGUAAUAAUAAUAAUAAUAACAACAACAACAAAAACUAAAUAAACAGUGAACUUAACUAUAAUAUUAUUAAUAAGCUGAGUGAGUGUGACAUACUUUUAAAAACAGUGCAACUAGUGGUAUGGAUAAUGGAUAUCAAUUUUCAUCAAUAGAAACAAUCUCUUUCAUAAAUUUAAUAAUUAAAUAUGUAUAUAUAAAGAUAAACCUCGAACGGCUGAUACAAUGCGGCUCGGAUGAAUUUCUUAAAUUUAUUAACGUCCAUUUUUUUUUUUUU